Messenger RNA from Cuscuta epithymum, 2293 nucleotides. The record is from the annotation of a GenBank genome assembly. NCBI's taxonomy places the organism in Eukaryota, Viridiplantae, Streptophyta, Magnoliopsida, Solanales, Convolvulaceae.
AAAGUCAAAUUCUUCCAAAUCAAAAUCCCUAUUCUCUCUUUCUUCUUUAGAAAAACAGCAACGGGGAAGCAUACCCCUAGCAUCGCUGGUCCGCCAAAUUAGCCUUCAGUGCGCAAAACCCCUAGCGUUACUCAUCCUCCUCGUUCAAAAUCCAUUACUAAUAGAAUAGCAACAGAGGUUUGGAGUUGCAAUUCGCAUUCACUCUAGUUCCCAAGGAUGAGUUUGGAGGAGAGAUUUGAUAUUGUUAGGAGCAUAGGGGAAGAGUGUAUUCAGGACGAAGAGUUAAAGAAUCUAUUGGCGAAUAAGCCUCAGCCAAUAUGCUAUGAUGGAUUUGAACCCUCUGGUCGGAUGCACAUUGCUCAGGGUGUUAUGAAGACAAUUAAUGUUAACAAGUUGGUAUCUUCGGGCUGCAAAGUAAAGAUUUGGAUUGCAGAUUGGUUUGCUCAACUAAACAACAAGAUGGGUGGGGACUUAAAGAAAAUUCAAGCUGUUGGUCAGUAUCUGAUUGAGAUAUGGAAAGACGCGGGAAUGAAUCUGGAGAGUAACAAAAUUGAGUUUUUAUGGUCCUCUGAAGAGAUCAAUUCUAGAGCUGAUGAGUACUGGCCACUUGUUUUGGAUAUUGCACGGAGAAAUACGCUUCGUAGAAUAUCGAAAUGCUGUCAAAUCAUGGGUCGCUCUGAACUAAAUGCAUUGACUGCUAGUGCUGCCCAAAUAUUCUACCCAUGCAUGCAGUGCGCAGACAUAUUUUUCCUCAAGGCUGAUAUCUGUCAAUUGGGAAUGGACUAGCGAAAAGUGAAUGUGCUUGCAAGAGAAUACUGUGAAGAUAUAAAGAGGAAAAACAAGCCCAUCAUUUUGUCUCAUCACAUGUUGCCUGGCUUGCAGGAGGGUCAAGAGAAGAUGUCCAAAAGUGAUCCGUCAUCCUCCAUUUUCAUGGAAGAUGAAGAGGAAGAUGUGAAUCUCAAAAUAGAGAAGGCUUUCUGCCCACCCAAGGUUGUAGAGAAAAAUCCGUGUCUAGAAUACAUCAAGUACAUCAUCCUUCCCUGGUUUAAUGAGUUCAAGGUGGAGCGAAGUCUAGAGAAUGGUGGUAACAAGACCUUCUCGACUUUCGAGGAACUCGUUACUGACUAUGAAUGUGGUAGCGUGCAUCCUGCUGACCUUAAACUUGCUCUCUCAAAAGCUCUGAACAAGAUCCUGCAGCCCCUGAUGGAAACUCCAAAUUCGUAACAGUAAUUUAACGUAUAUUAGUGAGGAAGAGUGCAGAAACGGGGAAGAAGAAAAGACAGACGAGGCUCUUUGAGAGGCCACCUUUAUUCUACUCCCUACUCUUAUUUAUAAAUUUCCAUCAUGGGCCGGCCUAAAGCUAACAGCCUGUGCGUGAUCAUUUCAAGAACAAUUUCAUGGCAAAGGAACUUCUUAUGAGGAUAAAGAAGCAGUCAUCCAUGGAAAAUCAAGAGCCCCAGUUGGAUCCUUUGGGAUCAGUAUCCUUGCACUCAUCCUCUAGCCCGUGCAAUUCCGAGUCCCAGCUGAUAUCUUUCAAUUGGGAAUGGACCAGCGAGAAGUGAAUGUACUUGCAAGAGAAUACUGUGAAGAUAUAAAGAGGAAAAACAAGCCCAUCAGUUUGUCUCGUCACAUAUUGCCUGGCUUGCAGGAGGGACAAGAGAAGAUGUCCAAUAGUGAUCCGUCAUCCUCCAUUUUCAUGGAUGAUGAAGAGGCAGAUGUGAAUCUCAAAAUAAAGAAGGCUUUCUGCCCACCCAAGGUUGUAAAGAAAAAUCCGUGUCUAGAAUACAUCAAGUACAUCAUCUUUCCCUGGUUUAAUGAGUUCAAGGUUGAGCGAUGUCUAGAGAAUGGUGGUAACAAGACCUUCUCGACUUUCGAAGAACUUAUUACUGACUAUGAAUGUGGUAGCUUGCAUCCUGCUGACCUUAAACCUGCUCUCUCAAAAGCUCUGAACAAGAUACUGCAGCCUGUGCGUGAUCAUUUCAAGAAUGAUGUCAAGGCAAAGGAACUUCUUAAGAGGGUUAAGAGCUACAGAGUUGCCAGGUAAUGCAAAUGGACACAAGACAUUCAUCUUCAAACCCUCUUAGUUUAGAGCAGAAAACUAGAUUUUUUUAUUACAGAUUAAAGAUGUUUUGCUUGGUUAUUUUGGAUUUUCUAGACUUCUGGAGCGUUCUGCGUUCACAUUUCAAGCUACAGAAAGGGCAACAUUUUUAUUUAUGAAGUUGUAGGAUCAACAUAACGUCAUCUAUAGCACCACAGAAUAUACUAAAUUGACUGGAUGGAAUUAUAAAGCGAG